CCGUCUUUGAGCAACACACAACGGCUACCAGUUUACGGAUGUCACUUCCGUUUUACACGCCAGAAGCGCUACAUUUGAACUACAGAGACUUAAACAUGCCCUCGGGAACAUAUUUCAAUUUUUAUGUUGAUAUUGGAGGAAAAGAGCAGAAAGAAUACAGAAUCAACGACAAAGAUGUCAUAGCCGUUUCCUUGCAUGGGAAACACAGUUUCUUCGUCGAGGAAUCGGAACAUGAAGUCGAAGGCGAUUGUGGACAGUUUCAAAAGUACCCUGUGCUGCCAUUCAAGAUUGUGAUACGGAAGACCUACACCUACCCAUGUUGGUUCCAAAUCUUUGUAGAUGGCGAGCAUGUGAGGUCGUUUCCUAUUACCACACAUGGACUAGCUAGCAGAACAGUGGAUGGAUACAAGGUGAAGAAUGAGAUUCGUGAACUUGCAUUUUCACUGCCACGAAUGUCUCUCGCUCAGACACUAACAAAGCAGCGACAGAUCCAUGCAGGGACGGUCCGUAUUGUCUGCAUGGAGGCCACGCCCAGCCACACCGAGACCUUCAGGCAGCCCAGAACAGUCCAGAAGAAUGAGCUGCCAGGUAUCACAAUGUACCCACAGCUCACCAAGAAGGACAUGAGCUCCGUACAAGGUGGUAUGGGCGUUGUUUGCCGCGAGGGACGCACCAUGGUGGAACUGCAGUACGAUGACAAGUGCACCUAUCGUACACGGACCCGUUUGUGUAAAGGGCCAGUCUUGGAGGAAGUGGUGUUGCAUUAUGGGACUCAAGAAGUGCUGCAGGAUAUGGGUCUGUCUGUUGACAUGGACAUUGCACAAGAAGUAACGACAAGACUGACAAACAUCGACAUAAACAACAGUACUGAACAACACGAACAGCAGCCAGUGGUUGCAGACAAGGGGGAGAAGCCCCAAUCAAACGUCAGUCCACCCAAAUCAGUUGCUGACAAACCCGAACCAAAUGUCGAUGAACCCGACUCAAUUGUUGACAAACCCGAACCAAGAUGUCCGCUUCCAGAAGACCAAACGAAAGACCUGAAACAAGAACAGAUCAGUCAGUUAACCAAUGACAUUGAAAUGAGUACACCAAGUAAAAACGUUUCACGUCUUGUCAAGCAAGAUCAAUCCAUGUCCCCAAUUGCCAUUAAGCAUGAGAGGUUGAAACAAGAGGUCGCGAACAAAGACCUUGUGGAGGUCAAAUGUAAAGUGGAGAUCGAUGAAGAAGAUGAUGAUGUUGUCUAUGUUGAGACGACCUUCAUUAAGCGUGAGCCAGGUGACCUUGAUGACAGUGUCAUAUACAUGGGAGACGACUCUUGCUGUGAGCUGGAUAUCCCAGAACCAGAUAUCUCCAUAUUGGAUCUGUGUGAUGAUGACUGAAUUAGUUGUCAGUGAAACAUUAAAUUCGUUUACAAUUUGCCAAAAAAUGCAGAUAUAUAUCAUUGCCCAAAUUAUCUUGUGUUUUUGUUUUUUUCAGUACAAGGAAAUGCUCAUGGCUGAACAGAUAUUAUUUUGUAUCCUGGCCCUACCUUAUUAUGUUCAUACCUCAACAACAUCAUUGUUGGAUAUUAUAACAUACUCGUGAAGAUCCAGGUUAGAAUAGAUCUUCAGGAACCCCAUGCUUGCCGUAAAAGACGACUAUGCUUGUCGUAAGAGGCGACUAACGGGAUUGGGUGGUCAGGCUCGCUGACUUGGU
Messenger RNA from Haliotis rufescens (red abalone), 1698 nucleotides. RefSeq lists its product as uncharacterized. Bases 39 to 1382 code for a protein of 447 amino acids. The record is from RefSeq and is a predicted model, not a curated record. NCBI's taxonomy places the organism in Eukaryota, Metazoa, Mollusca, Gastropoda, Lepetellida, Haliotidae. The transcript has 5 exons.